Molecule: messenger RNA, 787 nt
Organism: Macrosteles quadrilineatus (aster leafhopper)
Lineage: Eukaryota; Metazoa; Arthropoda; Insecta; Hemiptera; Cicadellidae
Product: U6 snRNA-associated Sm-like protein LSm7
Exons: 2
Coding region: 343-669 (108 amino acids)
Biological process (GO): nuclear-transcribed mRNA catabolic process; mRNA splicing, via spliceosome
Cellular component (GO): spliceosomal tri-snRNP complex; catalytic step 2 spliceosome; U6 snRNP
Molecular function (GO): RNA binding
Source: RefSeq, a predicted model, not a curated record
CCACCCGCCAAAUCAAAAUCAAACUGUAAAAGCCUGUGCUUUCCGUUUUCAAGUUGUGCUUUGGGUGCUUUGGUAAAAGGUAAACUAGCUAACUUAACCUCAAAGUUCAUGUUUAUUAUUGUAUAAUUCUUUAGAAGAAUCGAUAAAGUAUCAAAUGUUUAAAACUUAACAUUAUAUUACUAUUAUUACAUAUGAGUUCUGUGUAACAUAAACCUCUGUUGGCCACUUUAAACGUUUGAGCAAUAAUUAUUUAUGCCAAUUUACGAGACAGAGUAGGUGGCAAGUUUUGAGCGUUUUGAAUUCCUUCAUUUAGGAAUUAAGCUGAAGACCUAGUGAUACAAAAUGGCAGCGGCAGCACCACAAACUGAACAAAGAGACAGGAAACGAAAAGAAAGCAUUCUUGAUCUUUCCAAGUAUUUGGAGAAAGUCAUCCGUGUAAAGUUUUCUGGCGGACGGGAAGUAGCAGGAGUGCUAAAAGGUUUUGACCCCUUACUGAAUCUUGUCCUGGAUAACACCACAGAGUUCCUCAGAGAUCCUGAUGACCCCUACAAACUCACCAGGGACACAAGGUUGUUAGGGCUUGUAGUCUGCCGAGGAACAUCAGUUGUGCUCAUUUGUCCUGUGGAUGGAAUGGAAAGUAUUCCAAAUCCUUUUGUCCAACCGGAUUAAAAUAUGAACUUUAUAUUUUCUUUUAUAAGUUUUUCACAUAUAUCUCAGUUCAGAGAGAAUUCCUCCUUUGUUGUAUAUAAUUUAAUUAUGUAUUUAUUACAAUAAAGAGUUUGGUUAA